Messenger RNA from Phragmites australis (common reed), 2135 nucleotides. RefSeq names its product cysteine-rich receptor-like protein kinase 6. The record is from RefSeq and is a predicted model, not a curated record. Gene Ontology annotation, molecular function: ATP binding; protein kinase activity. Gene Ontology annotation, biological process: protein phosphorylation. Lineage: Eukaryota; Viridiplantae; Streptophyta; Magnoliopsida; Poales; Poaceae. The coding region runs from base 46 to 2028 and encodes 660 amino acids. The transcript has 7 exons.
AACGCUCUUGUUUCCUAUUCUGCAGUUCCACACACUGGCGCGUUCAUGAUCUCUCACAAGCUCUCCUCCUACCUCUCCGUCACCAUACUCAUUUGCUUCUUCCUUGCGCCGCUCGCCUCUUGCGACAUGUUAUGGCAAGACUGUGUGGAUAACUGGAACUACACGGUGAACAGCACCUACCAAUCCAAUCUAAAGCACCUCUCCACCACCCUCCCAAAGAAGGCUUCCUCAUCUCCCACACUCUUCGCCACGGACUCUGCCGGCACUGUCCCGGACACCGUCUACGCUCUCACGCUCUGCCGUGGUGAUGCCAACGCCUCGAUCUGCGCCGCCUGCGUUACCAACGCCUUCCAGGACGCGCAGCAGGUGUGCGCGUACAGCAUGGACGUGACCGUCUACUACGACCCCUGCUACCUCCGCUUCUCCAACCAGAAUUUCAUGGCCUCCGUCAUCAACAGCAAGCAGCACAUCAUGCCCAACGGGGAGAACGCGACCUCACCCGCGGCCGCGUUCGACUCCGCCGUGGGUGUUCUUCUAAACGCUGUGGUGGAUUACGCGGUGCUGAACUCGUCCUCGCGGUUCGGCACCGGAGUGGAGGACUUCGACAAGAGCAACCCAAGCAUCUAUGCGCUAGCACAGUGCACGCCGGACAUGUCGCCGGACGACUGCCGGGCCUGCCUCGAUCAAAUAGUGAAGGUGAUGCCGAAGCAUUUCAGCGGCAGGCAGGGAGGGAGGAUUCUGGGGUUGCGAUGCAACUACCGGUUUGAGCUAUAUCCUCCCUUCUCCGGCAGUCCGAUUCUGCACCUCCCAGCCCCGGGCCCGGUUGUCACACCAUCGGUGGACGGAGGAGGAUCGAGAAUUAAAUCAAGUACUAUCCUAGCCAUUGCAUUGGGUAUAGUUUCUUCAGCAUUGACUUUCACCUUAGUUUGCUUUUGUGUCUGGAGCAGGAGAAAACAACAAGGAUUACUACCAUAUUUGUCUAACACAGAGAGCAUGCAACACAUUAAUUUACUUGUGCUUGAUCUGUCCAUACUGAAAGUUGCGACGGAGAACUUUGCUGACAGAAAUAAGCUUGGAGAAGGAGGGUUUGGUGCAGUUUACAAGGGAACUCUUCCUGAUGGCCAACAAAUAGCAGUAAAGAGGCUCUCACAAGGUUCAACACAAGGAAUAAGGGAGCUAAAGAAUGAGCUUGUUUUUGUUGCUAAGCUUCAUCACAAAAAUCUUGUGAGGCUUGUCGGGGUUUGCUUGGAGGAACAAGAGAAAGUUGUUGUCUAUGAAUACAUGCCCAACAGAAGCCUCGAUACAAUUCUCUUUGAUCCUGAGAAGAGCAAGGACCUUGAUUGGGGGAACAGGUUCAAAAUAAUAUGCGGAAUUGCCCGAGGUUUACAAUAUGUUCAUGAAGACUCUCAAUUGAAGAUAAUCCACCGAGACCUCAAGGCAAGCAAUGUUCUGUUAGACUUGGAUUUGAAUCCAAAAAUUUCAGAUUUCGGUUUGGCAAGACUAUUCGAAGAAGAUCAAACAAGGGAUGUUACCAACCGCGUUGUUGGAACAUUUGGAUACAUGGCUCCAGAAUACGCCAUGCGCGGGCAUUAUUCCAUCAAGUCUGACGUGUUUAGCUUUGGCGUUUUAGUUCUAGAGAUCAUAACAGGAAGAAGAAACUGUGGCUCCUACAAUUCCGAGGAGUCCUUUGACCUCUUAACUCUUAUAUGGGAGCACUGGACCAAUGGAAGAAUUCUGGACAUAGUUGAUCCGUUCCUUAGCAGUUUCCCUGAAGAUCAGGUACUGACAUGUGCUCAGGUCGGGAUGCUAUGUGUUCAAGAGAACCCAACAGAUAGACCGACGAUGUCAGCGGUGAAUGUCAUUCUUAGCACAGACGCUUCCUCUCUCCAAGCUCCGUCCAAGCCGGCAUUUUGCAUUCGGGAGAUCAGCACUGAUCCAGAGCAAUACCAAGCAGUUUCUAGAGCCACCCGCAAGCCAGCAGUUGUGACACCAAACGAGGUGUCGCUCACAGAACUUGAGCCGAGAUAAGAACUUGCUUUGAACAGAGGAAUUAUGAAACAAGUUUUAUAUUUUUAGGUAAAAAGAUUCUUAUAUCAUUAAGCUAAUGAAAAUAUCUUGGUCUCUUCAUGACAACA